Molecule: messenger RNA, 1263 nt
Organism: Rhinocladiella mackenziei CBS 650.93
Lineage: Eukaryota; Fungi; Ascomycota; Eurotiomycetes; Chaetothyriales; Herpotrichiellaceae
Exons: 2
Coding region: 1-1263 (420 amino acids)
Source: RefSeq, a predicted model, not a curated record
AUGGCUUCAACCGAAACGCAACAUCGGCCUCAUGACCGACACAGCCGACGUCGCCCUUUCACAGCUUGGGUGCGACGCCUCGCGAAUCUCAAGGCUCUCCAUACCGAUUCCAACGACGCCGGCUCCAACCCACGGCGGUCGAACCUCUCCAUGACCAACAAGUCCAAGAAGAGCAACAAUCCCUACCCUCUAUCGUCCCGUGCCGAUCCUCACAAUCAUGGCCACCUCUCUUUCUCGACACCCCUAUCUUCUCAAAAAUCUAGACGAAGCUCAAUGUCACCAAGUAAACAUUCGGUGUCCAUGUCUCAUGAGAGCCAAACAGGCAACAAGUCCAGGGCUCCCACACUGGCCACACAAGCAGAAACGGCUCUGUCGGAUGCGGCUCCCUCGGGCGCAGGGACCAGUGCCACUGCUGCCAAAACAGAUGGCGGAAGAGAUAGUACAUUUUCUUCACCUUCGCCCUCGAUCCGGUCCAUGGCCACCACUCUGACCACCGUCCAAUCCAUAGCGACUGGACAAAACAAUCCCACAGCCCCAAUGCUCACCCACACCUCCACUGUGAGCAAUUCGGCCUCAUACUAUGGCGGCCAACCGGCUACUGCUGUUCCAGCGCACCUUGCUCCCCACGCACAUCCUACAACAUAUCACUCCGCUACCGCUAACAACAUCCUCACGGAUGACGCGUCCAUCCUGACUCUAGCUUCAUCGUCCAAACGGCGCCGACGGAAUUCGGUUGAUACCAACGCAUCCAUGAAAGCUCUUGCCCCAGCUUCGAUGUUUGGCGGAAGCCGUGAAUCCCUCCCUCUUUCUGUCUUGUCCGGAACUGUCAUUCAUCCCGGGGCGGAUACCGUUUCACUUCGGGAUGCAGGUGGCGCAGCCCAUACCAGAUCGAACCUCAACGCUGAAAGAGCCAGUUUAAUCUCAGCUUCGGGGGCGACUGCGCCCACAUUUGCAAGCGAACGAAAUAGCUACAUCGGCAGCAAGUACGGCGAUGGUGCUAGUGUCCGUAGCGGGUUGCUAGGAGUAGGGCAUGGUCGAAACGACAGCACCAGUGGAAGUAUGGGAGGAGGAAGGGAUCAUCGAGAGAAAGACAAGGAGAGAGAGAGAGAGAAAGAUCGAGAAAAGGAUCGGGAGAGUGAAAUAGUCACGGCACCGACCAGUCCCUUGAUGGAUGGGUCAGGUGCAGGGAUUCAGCAUUCUACGGCCCUUGGCGAUGUAUCGGAGGCGUUGGACAAAGAAAAAAUGGGCUUGGAUGAAAAUUGA